AUGGCGAUGACAGCAGAUUUACUCGACAGAAACAUUUCUCAAACAUCCUAUAUAUCAUUACCAGUGAUUCAAUUUCAUAUAAAAUGGCCUAUUUUAGCUUUAAACAAAUCUCUUAUGGCACUACCAAAUCACAUCAACUGGAUGCACCAAUCCAAUGCUGAUGUAAUGGCGCACAGCAAAUCUGCCCCUGUAACCAAAAGGCAGAUGCGCCAUUUCCUAAGAGCCGAUGCUCGCAUUUUUUUCAAGGACACGCCUAAAGUUGGCACCGAUGUCUUCCGUCAAUAUGUCGUGUAUUCAUACACCCUUUAA
Messenger RNA from Vavraia culicis subsp. floridensis, 309 nucleotides. RefSeq lists its product as uncharacterized. NCBI's taxonomy places the organism in Eukaryota, Fungi, Microsporidia, Pleistophoridae. The transcript has a single exon. The record is from RefSeq and is a predicted model, not a curated record. The coding region runs from base 1 to 309 and encodes 102 amino acids.